CAACCAAUAUUAAUUAAAAAAAAACUGAAAUACAUACACAUAAAACAAAUAAUGAAUGUGUUGGUGUUUUACAAAAAUAUUAUGAGAAAUUGAGAAUAAAUUUAUUCAAAGAAAUAACAUUGGUGGAAAAAAAGUGUUUUUUAAUAACACAGUAUAAUCGUUUUUUUCGUAUUACUGUGUAAUUUUUUCUUCAAAAAUAAAGAAGUCACCUCAAAAGUACAAUUCUGGAUCAUUUUUAUACAACAGGGAAAAAUCAGCGCAUUCCUUUAGAUUUGAAUGCUAAAGAAAUAAAAAAUGAGAUGAUUGGUGUGCAUACAGUAGACUCACUAAAAACUCCAACGCAUGGAGUUCCAUCAAGUUCUCAUUCAAAUAGUCAACAACAAAUGUCUACGAGAAGACAGACAUUGAAUGCUGUUGAAUAUUAUAAUCAUAAUGUCCUUCGAGCACGUAUGGAAGCUGGUUUAGCUGGAACAAGAAACUAUGCACCAAUGAACGGAGAAACUAUGUACAGAAGCAAUUCGAGUUUAGAAUUGCUGGAUGUUGGAAAAGUUGACAAUCAAUUUUCGAAUGCUAGUGGACCACUGAGAAGAGAAUAUGGUUCACAGAGCUCGAUUGAUAUCAUUUCCGAAAAAAAUACAUCCAAUGCAAAGGGAGAGAAUUUUUUCACAAUGCUACAAGACUAUAGACCAGCAGUAUUAAAUUUGAGAAACAAUAACAAUAACAAUAAAGAUAACAAGAAAGAACAAACAGAAGUAAUUCAGAAAAAUAAUUUAAGUGUUGCUGAUGCUUCUUAUUUGGAAGAUCAGCUUGAUCAAGUAACAUCCAGUCCAAAACUACGAAUGAAAUUAAAAUUAUGGGGUCAAACGAAAGCCUCAAAAUCGCAAACGAAUAUUCCAGUUGUUGAUGAAAUCAAUGUAAAUAUGUGCAAUGAAAAUGCAAGUGUUGUUUCGACCAUUUCAUCUGACAUAGAGGAGCGAACCAGACGACGAGCAUUUGCUCAUUAUGAUUGCCAAUCGCUCACUGCCAAUUUGGGAUACGCUGCUAAAGUGAGAGGUCUUUUGCUUGCAAAAAGAAGAAAUACAACGACAGGAGCUUCAGCAGCAGCAAUGUAUUCAAGAUCGUCUACUCCUGAUCGUGACAAUGGUGAUGAGGAUUUGGAUGAAAGAUUGUGUAACGAUUUGAUUGAAAUUUGUCCUUUUUUUCGGAAUGAAAUUGGUGGAGAAGAGGAACGAGAAGUAAGCUUGACUCGAAUGAAUAAGACCUUAAGUAAAAAACAUCAAAAGAGAGCUAUACAUCGUCCCUUAUUUACUUACGGCACUUCAAUAUUAGAAUGUAAUAUUGGAGAAUCCCUUUGGAGCAAACAAGCAUGCCCUUACCAAAGUAAUACGAGCUUAAUUGAGCAAACUGACAAUGGUGCAUACUAUUACCGUAAAUACUUUUUCGGACAAGAGCAUCAGAAUUUCAUUGGAAUGGACGAACACCUGGGACCGGUUGCAAUUUCAAUUAAGAGAGACAAACCACCAUAUCAGCCAAUAUCUCCAGAGUUUUCAAAUGAACAGUAUCUCUACCGAAUGAUUGUAAGAACGAGUGAAUUAUUAACACUUCGUGGUUGCAUUUUCGAAGAGUCUAUACCAAAUCCAAGAGGUUCAAAUAAAUCAGUAAAUACCAAAGAUGUUAUCGAUCAUAUUGCUCCAGAAGUGCAAAUUUCAUGCCUGAGGUUGGCUAUCAAUACACCCCAGUGUGAACAACAGCUGUUGAAAUUAGAUGAGCAAGGUCUCACGAAUAAAUAUAAGGUUGGAGUUCUUUUUUGUCGUGCUGGACAAACAACCGAGGAGGACAUGUAUAAUAAUGAAGAUGCAGGACCAGCAUUUAUUGAGUUUCUCGAGACUAUUGGUAAACGAGUUCGUUUAAAAGGCUUUGAGAACUACAAGGGAGGUUUAGAUAACAAAACAGACUCGACCGGAACUCAUUCUGUGUACACAACUUACCAAAAUUGUGAAAUUAUGUUUCAUGUAUCAACAAUGCUACCAUUUACGCCGAAUAAUCGACAACAACUUUUACGAAAGAGGCAUAUUGGAAAUGAUAUUGUUACCAUUGUUUUUCAAGAACCAGGAGCGCUACCGUUUACACCCAAAAAUAUUCGAUCUCAAUUUCAACAUGUUUUUAUUAUCGUUCGCGUUGUAAAUCCUUGUUCUGAACAUACGACUUUUCGUGUUGCUGUAUCAAGAUCAAGAGAAGUUCCAGUCUUUGGACCGCCAAUUAGAAGUAAUGCUUGCUACUCAAAGAAUAAAAAUUUCAUUGACUUUUUGCUCGCAAAAGUCAUCAAUGCUGAGAAUGCAGCGCACAGAAGUGAGAAAUUUGCAACAAUGGCAACUAGAACGCGACAAGAGUAUUUAAAAGACUUGUGUAAUAACUUCAGUACACAAACAUCUAUAGAGACUGGACAGAAAUUGAAAAUAUUUCCAAGUAAAAAGAGGGAACCAACGAAGCCACGUUUUAAGGGUGAUGCAAUCCAAAGAGGAGCAUUUUGUUGGCAAGUAGUUCUUCAUGACAGCGGAUCGUCAACUCAGAUGGAAUGUUUCUUAGGAAUAUCAUCUGAAACGUUUGUAUUAAUUGAAGAGUCAUCGAGACAAACAGUAUUUGCAGCACCUAAUCGUUCGAUAUUAGGUUGGUCAACAAACGGAAACGCUCUAAGAGUUUAUCAUCAUCAGGGUGAAUGUAUAACUAUGAAUAUGAGAGACUAUGGUGACAGAGAUGAACAAUUAGAAGUAAUAGAAAGAUUAAGGGCUGUAUCAAAUGGAUGUGGAGCUUUAGAACUAAGUUUACAUCGAAAUACAAUGGGGCAACUAGGAUUUCAUGUUCAACCUGACGGAAUUGUAACUCAAGUUGAACUGAAUGGACCUGCAUGGUCAGCUGGAUUAAGACAAGGCUGUAGAUUGGUUGAAAUUUGUAAAGUGGCAGUUGCAACAUUAUCACACGAUCAAAUGGUCGAUUUGUUGAAAACAUCUAUUCAAGUUACCGUGACAGUAAUUGAGUCAUUCUCAGAUUUUUCUCCCCGUCGAGGCUGUUUUCUUUCAAAUUGUAAGUUCAAUUCAAUAAUUUAUCAAUAUGAAAAUGAUUUACCCCCAAAACAACAAGCAUCAGCCGUUCCGCGUAGAUUUAUUGAACGCAGUUUUUCACCACCUAAAUCAGUAGACAGUUCUGGUUAUGGAACAGCAAGUUCAAGUAGAUCAUUUACAGCUAAUAACGAUAGAAAAUAUGUGCCCGAUAUGGGGACAUUAACUUCUUCUUCAAGUGGACAUUCAAGCAAUGAUGAAAAAUGGUAUGACGUAGUUGAAAAUACAAACUUGCAACUAUUAGAUUAUGACUCAAAUGGUCGUUAUACCAAACGCGGAAAUGCUGUACCAAUGCAUCAAAAUAAUAAAAAAAAUACAGUACCACAUGAAAAUUCGCAAUUAUAUAAAAACAAUAAUAGUGAUUUUUUUGAACAUAAUUCAAUAAAAGCAGCUGCUGAAUCAAGUGUAUUAAAUCGAAGCUAUCAGAUGCAAGAUGAGGAAAGUAAAAAUGCAUCUAGUAGUAAUGUAAGUGUUAAGCCAGUGUACAGUGUUCCAGUAAAAGAUACAAACUCACAACCGUCAUACAGUGAAGAUGAAUUAGAGAAAUUGACUAAACAAGAGACUCCACAGUUAAAGCGUUCAGCUACAACAAAUGCAAUUUAUGUUGUUAAGAAAGCUCAAACAGCAACUGUGGCUUCAACUUCCUCUUCUUCAUCUAGCAGGAAUAAUAGUCCGAGACCGACUGCGGAAACAAGAUUAAAAGCUGGUGUAUCCAGGAGUAUAAAUCCAUCUCACAGAUCCAGCAUGCAUUGUACUAGUACCUUGAAAGAAGAUUUGUUGAAAUUGAUAAAUCCAGACUAUUUGCAUGGAUCAAACGAUGACAAUUUUCAUGAUGGCGACAUACCAAUUUCAUUGAAAAGUGAUAAAAAAUCAUCAACCAGUCAUAGCUUGGGGAAUUUGUCUAUAGCAAGCAACCAGCUAUCUCCACUCAAAACACCAAUGAUUCGUGAUGACAAUGUAAUACGAUCAAAAACAAAGUUCAAGGAAGAAUCGGAAUUUAAUCCUGUUGAUACUCGAAUGAAAUUUCAAAAAGCAAAAUCAGUUUCACCCGAAGAAGAAGUUAUAAUUACUACAGCACGACCAGCAACUGUUAUUUCACCUGUGAGUGAGAUCGUCCAAAACACAAAUUAUCUACACAUAAAAGAAGACCAAAUAAAUACAACACCUAGAGAUCACUUUUAUAACCCAAACGAUGAGAGUGGACUACCAAAAAUAAAAAUUUCAACAUUAUCGGAUAUGAAAGAGGCUGAAUGGAAAAAUUUUGUAAAUAAUUCUUCCAAAAAUAUACAGAUUAAUGGUCAUCAAGAGAGCAUAUAUGAUGAGCUCAAUGCAUUAACAAGCAGUGAACCUAUCACAGUAAAUCAAUUUCUGUACAGUACAGUUUCGAAUUCAAACUCUCCAAUUUCCAACUCAGGCGCCGCUAGUGUAUGCAGUAACAGUAGUGUAAAUAAUAUAAACAAUGAUCCUACAUGUGCAUUGCCUGAAUUGCAAUGUCAAGUCUCGCAAUUAUCCGACCGCGUUAUGCGUGAGACAAGACGUCGCAGGAGCCUUGAAGUUGCCGUCAAAAAACUUACAGAAGAAAAUCGAAGAUUACAAGACGAGAGUCAACAAGCUGUACAACAACUUAAAAGGUUUACUGAAUGGUUUUUCCAGACAAUCGAUAAACAAUGACAUUCUGAGCUACACAUUUAAUGUUAUGACUAUAAUUAUCAUUAUUAUCUAAUAGCUUUAAGUUUUCUCUUUUUGAAAAAGUAUUUUUUUUUAAUUUAAACAAAAGAAACAGUAAUUACUCAACAAAGAAUGAACUUUCACACUCAACACUUUAAAUAUUAUAUGUUUGGUAUUUAAUUUAAUGAGAUUUCAAAAACAAACAAAAUUUUUAAUUAUUGCCGGUAUAGAUACACGAGAUUUAUUGUUUUUACCUCCAGCAAAUCUUACAUGUUAUAGAUACAAGACAUUGUAACAAUUUAGCAAACAAAAUUUUAUUAAAUCAGAUAAAAUGUCCAAUAAUGAUAUAUGUGGAUUGUUUGUGAUGAUAAAUGUGAUAAAAGUUGGCUUGUUGGAGAAGUAUGAGUUUCUAAAAAUUCAAAUAUUUACAUUCCUUUAUGUAAAUAAAUGUGCUGAAAAAAUGAUAAUUUUGCGCAACUACUUAUUAUGUAAAAUGUUCGAACAAUCUAGACCAUUAAAAUAUCAUCACAAUAUACUAAAAAAACUAUCCCUUCAAUAACAAAGACAUGAACAUGAAUUUCCUCCUGGCUACAAAUUUGCAAUUUCAAUCAUGAUCUACACGAAUCAAAAUCUGUCAGGACGAAUGUUCAGUAUUAGAAAAUUUUACAUUUUUUUGUCUUUUAAUGCUUUUAAUUUUAACGAUUUUCGUCUCGCAAUAUUCAAUUAAAAGAUACAAAAAUAUAAAACCCAAUAUUGCACAGUUUAUUAAUAUUAAUCCGAAAUUGAAUGGAUUUUUUUUUAAAAAAAUUUUUUUUUAAACUUGUAAGUCUUCCAAAAUCACAAACGAAUAGAGAAUUUUUUGUCUAUAUGAAAUAAUGAAAUAUGAUAAAGAGCGAAGAAACAAAAGAUAAGAUACAAAUUAAGAGUGCAUUCGCACUCGGGAUUAGUCUCAAAAAUACCAAAAAUCCCUUUCCCUUAAUUAUUUCUAAUCUAUAGUAGGUAUUUCAAGUGGAAUUUUAUGUUUGAUGGUAGCAAGUGCUAGGUUUUUUUGGAACUUUUGGGAUUAAUCCUGAGUUUAUACAGCUUGAAACAAAUUUAAAUAUUUUUGAUGAAAUUGCCCUCCAAAGUUCGUCGUUAAGCUUUGAAUGAGUUGUUAUACUUUAUAGAUAAUUAAGAUAAAUUAAAUAUUGCCUUCAUGUGAUGCACUUAUGAAUGAAAAUUCUUCACAUAGACUAUUAAGGAACAAGACAAAAAUAUAAUACACUGAGUGUCUAUGAAAAUUGCAUUUAGGAUUAAAAUGAACAAAUAUUAAAAAAAAUUUAUUCCACUUUUCAUUAGAAAUUUUGGAAUUCUUUCAUAAAUGAUAAGUAAAUGAGGGUCUCUAAUUUUCAAAACUGUACAAUUACUUGCUUACUUAAACCUUUAUUUGAAUAUCACCUUCAUCAACUACCUAAUUUGACUAAUUUAUCUCUCAUUAAAAAUCAAACUAAUUCAUAAUUUAUCUCAAUCUUUUUCUCUCUAUCUAGUUACAAUUAUAAGACCCUAAUUCACACAUUUUACUAUUUUUAAUUAACAUACUUUGCUUUAAUAUAGAGAUAUUUAUUUUUAAUCAUUUAUUGAUUCAAUUAAAUAUAUUAUUUUUGAUAAAAAUGAAAUGAAAAAAAAAACAAAACAAAUUAAAUUGAGACCAUUGAGUAAUUUAAAUUUCGAUUGAAUUACAAUAUACAUAAAUUAACGUUUUCUCGAUGAAAUACCAAAACAAUUUACCUAAAUUAGAUUUUAUUUUAAUUAAUAAUUUUAGUUUUUAUUUUUUGUUUGAAUCAAAACGUUUGAUUUAUUAUUAGAUAUCAAUAAAUAUUACUAUUUAGUGCCUUAAUGUAAGCAAAAAUCAUGAUAAAUAGAACAGAACAAUAAAG
Messenger RNA from Chironomus riparius, 6700 nucleotides. NCBI's taxonomy places the organism in Eukaryota, Metazoa, Arthropoda, Insecta, Diptera, Chironomidae. The record is from the annotation of a GenBank genome assembly.